Messenger RNA from Macrosteles quadrilineatus (aster leafhopper), 3365 nucleotides. RefSeq names its product octopamine receptor Oamb-like. The transcript is spliced from 3 exons. Bases 1023 to 2942 code for a protein of 639 amino acids. Lineage: Eukaryota; Metazoa; Arthropoda; Insecta; Hemiptera; Cicadellidae. Gene Ontology annotation, biological process: adenylate cyclase-activating adrenergic receptor signaling pathway. Gene Ontology annotation, molecular function: G protein-coupled amine receptor activity. Gene Ontology annotation, cellular component: membrane. The record is from RefSeq and is a predicted model, not a curated record.
CGCGCCACGUCGUGUAACUACCCUGCGUCACGCGUGUUACGCUCUUAUAACUACACACCACGCACACUACUUGUGCUCACGUAAACGUGCAACUUAUAAUUCGUUAAUUUAUUCCGGUUGCCAUAUUAUGUUAAAUAUUCAGUACUUUACGGAGUUGUGAUAAGUUCACUUAUAGUUUCUAGUGGAAAUACUUUAAACAAUGUUUUGGCGGGUGUCGGCAGUAAGCCCGGGAGUGUAGAGCCCGGGAGCGGAGUGGACCACGCACCAGAUGACAACACGUGUCCAACAAUUGACUGCCUAGAACGUGACUCUUCAGUCAGAGUUCACCUUAUGAAGAUUUCACCACCUGCCUAUGGCUAACUCUUGGACAAGUGAAAGAUUUGAACAUAGUUAAUAACAUGCACGUUAUAGAAAGAUAUCUUACGCCUUAAAAAUAAUCAAUUCAAGACUACGAAAGUCCCUUCACAAUAAACCAUACGAUUUUAUAAUUGGCUAUUCAAAGAUGAACACUAACAGAAUUAUUGGUAUGAACAAUAUUAAAGAAAUAGUAGAGAGGUAAAUAGUUAUAAUCCAUGGGCCUCGGAACUAAAACAUACAAACUUCCCGUCCAAACCUAUUAAACAAAUUGAUUCUUAUAGUUCUUGGACGUGUAAUGACGUUUAUGAAACGUUGUGCAAACAACUGACUAAACAAGUCAAGAUAAUUUAAUGUAAUCAAUUCCAAAUAUUCGCAAUUCUUUCGCAUUUUCAUCAAAACACUAACUCGAUAUAUACCCCACAUCUGUAAGCUUGUAACUCCUCCUUUAUUGGCUCAGUGAUCUUUCCUCUCGGCUACAUACUCCCUACAUAUAAAAAACUAGAGCUGCAACAGUGGACUACAUGGUCAAAUGCGAAUUUAUCGAUUCGGUGUUUUGAUGAAAAUAAAGUAAAGAAGCCAUCUUACUGUUUCCAACGUGCUGCAAGUGCUGUAAGUGAGUGUUAGUGAGUGGAGUGCAGUGAGUGGAGUGCAGUGAGCAUGUAGCCAUGCCGGCUCGGGAAUUGAACGUCUCCUCUUGCGAUGCUCUCGUCGAGAGCGUUGUGUGGGACGAUCCCCGGGCCCUGACCAUCCUCACAGUGAUCGCGUUCAUAGACAUGAUGGUGAUCGUCGGCAACUGUCUAGUCAUCGCCGCAGUCUACAUGUCGUCCAAGCUGCGCUCCGUCACCAAUCUCUUCAUCGUCUCCCUCGCCGUAGCCGACCUCAUGGUGGGACUGGCCGUCCUCCCAUUCAGCGCCACCUGGGAGGUCUUCAAGGUGUGGAUAUUCGGUGAUCUGUGGUGCUCUGUGUGGCUAGCAGUGGAUGUGUGGAUGUGCACGGCGUCCAUACUCAACCUGUGCGCCAUCUCAUUGGAUCGCUACGUAGCAGUCACUCGUCCUGUCACCUACCCCAGUAUCAUGUCCAUGGGCCGCGCCAAGAUACUCAUCGCCAGCGUGUGGGUCCUGAGCUUCGUCAUCUGCUUCCCGCCACUACUGGGGUGGCGCGAGGAAGAGCCGGUCUACAACACUACGGUCAGGCCAAGAGUGUUGGUCACCAAGAACGAGACCGUCCUAUCCACAGGCAGGCCACUGACACCUGGUGGAGCGACUAUUGUAAACGCCCCGGCUACGUAUGAAAUUGUGCAGUACCCGCACUGUCCUUGGAUCUGUGAGCUCACCGAUGAGACGGGGUACGUUAUAUACUCCGCGUUGGGCUCAUUCUAUCUCCCUAUGCUCGUCAUGUUGUUCUUUUAUUGGAGGAUUUAUCGAGCAGCUGUGCAAACUACAAGAGCGAUAAACCAAGGAUUCCGGACUACCAAAGGAGCCAAAAGCGGUAUCGGAAACCGUUUUGACGAACAGAGACUCACCUUACGAAUACACAGAGGGAGGGGGUCAGUGAUGCAAGGAAGUGGUGGAAGUAAUAGUACGACUACUACGAACAGUACAGCUAAUAGUGUUAGUAACUCACCGGGUGGUGGAAAGUCACCGGACACUAGAGCUAAUAGGACUUCAACGAGACGUUCUGAAAGAGGACCAACUCGGUCUCACGAAAAAAUUAAAAUUAGUGUUAGUUAUCCUAGUAGUGACGCGAUAAGUUCGGUCGCUAAUAACAACGGUUCACCCCCGGGUGGAAGUGUAAACUCUAAGUCGGGUUCCUUUUCCUCGUCGUCUCCAACUUCGUCUGGCCCGCAGUACGCGGUGCAUUACCAAAACGCGAACUCUAACACUAUAUUUAGAUCGAGUGAUCCCAACUGCCACCUGAGAGUGACCGGUGCCAGACUAGCUUCCUCCCAUCGCAGAGGACGACGCAGCAGCACGAGUCCUGACGGGUCGUACUCCAGACCACGUCCAGGACUACUUGGAGAGUCCCUGAACUCCACGAUAGCAAAGGACCUCUCACCGUCCCCGACGUUCGACGACGGCAACCAAGGGACGAAGCCUAAAUUGAUAUCGAGGAUGGGCAAAAGAAACAUCAAGGCACAAGUCAAGAGGUUUCGCAUGGAAACCAAAGCCGCAAAGACUCUCGGUAUCAUAGUGGGUGGCUUUAUUAUAUGUUGGUUACCUUUUUUCACGAUGUACCUGUUCCGAGCCUUUUGUAAAGAGUGCGUGAACGACGUAGCGUUCUCGAUUAUGUUUUGGCUGGGAUAUUGCAAUUCCGCCAUCAAUCCGUGCAUCUAUGCCUUAUUUAGUAAGGAUUUCCGUUUCGCGUUCAAGAGGAUCAUAUGUAGGUGUUUCUGUUCGGGUAAGCAGGAGAGGAGGGACUCGCGGCAUCACCGGAGAGGCUCGGACGGUUCUCAUCUGGGAGUGCGGAGGUGUGAGAGAGGCCGUAGCUCGUCCAGCAACAACAACGAGAUGCCUGCACACAGCACACACCACUCUUUGGGGGAGGACAGUGGUGGUGACAACGAGGGAGGCUCAGACUCGAGAUGACCCUCGACACACGUCGCUGCGACGCUAGUCACUGAGAUGAUCAACAUCAUGAGAAUCCUCCCAUGACGACCACCUUCCUCCCCCUCUCCUACUCCAUCCACCACCAACACGCACCUGUAACCUCCCCCUACCCCACCGUAAUGUUAACUAUAUUAAUGAUAAUCAUUAAGUUUGUAACAUAAAAAUUGAUCUCAUUUAAUGUUUUUAUGUUAAAAAUUAGGUAAUUGUUUAUGGAAUGUGUUACAUUUGGCUUGAGUUUCUAUUAGUUUUAGUUAAUACUUAUUUUCCUAGUAAAUAGUGAAACGUUAUCAAAUAAGGGUUCCACUAAUGGGUACGGAUCUAAUUAUAAAUAAAAAAUCACCUAGACAAAAUUUACAGACAGAUUUUACAAAUAACAAAAACACAAGGUUAUAGCACGUUAUA